Messenger RNA from Juglans regia (Persian walnut), 1040 nucleotides. RefSeq names its product ras-related protein RABA5b-like. The coding region runs from base 144 to 788 and encodes 214 amino acids. Gene Ontology annotation, cellular component: endosome. Gene Ontology annotation, molecular function: GTP binding; GTPase activity. The record is from RefSeq and is a predicted model, not a curated record. NCBI's taxonomy places the organism in Eukaryota, Viridiplantae, Streptophyta, Magnoliopsida, Fagales, Juglandaceae. The transcript is spliced from 2 exons.
CAAUUACGCAGCCUGUCUACAUUUCUCCUCUCCAUUAAGUUCCUUUCCUCCACUACGAAGUCAUCGACCCCCACUACGAAGUCUUCGACCCUCACAAAAACGAGCCCACACGCAGAGAGAGGGGCAGUGAGAGGUUUGCAAAUAUGGGGCAUGAGAACGAGGUUGGGGAGGAGUACUUGUACAAGAUAGUGUUAAUAGGUGACUCUGCAGUGGGCAAGUCCAACCUCUUGUCCCGCUUUGCUCGCAACGAGUUUGAUACCAACUCCAAGGCAACUAUUGGGGUGGAGUUUCAGACCCAGGUGGUGGAGAUUGACGGCAAAGAAGUCAAGGCCCAGAUCUGGGACACUGCUGGCCAAGAGCGCUUCAGGGCUGUCACCUCUGCUUACUAUAGAGGCGCUGUGGGCGCGCUCAUUGUUUACGAUAUUAGUCGGAGGACUACCUUCGACAGUGUCAAGCGCUGGCUCGACGAACUCAGCACUCACUGUGAUACGACAACGGCGAGAAUGCUGGUUGGGAAUAAGUGCGAUUUGGAGAAUAUAAGAGACGUAAGUGUGGAGGAGGGCAAAAGCCUAGCAGAAGCAGAAGGAUUAUUCUUUAUGGAGACAUCUGCUCUUGAUGCUACUAAUGUCCAAACUGCAUUUGAGGUUGUUAUCCGGGAGAUUUACAUCAAUAUAAGCAGAAAGGUUCUGAAUUCCGAGUCUUACAAGGCAGAACUGUCAGUAAAUCGAGUAAGCCUGGUUAAUGGUGCAGGCUCAUCCAAGCAAUCUUUCUCUUGUUGUGCUAAAUAACCAAUGUUCUUUCAAGUUUUACCUUACAAUACUUCUAUUUCUAUAGGGUACCCACUUCCCUGUUAUUUUCUAUAGAUAAUUAAUGCCUGAUUCAGUCUCUCCAGUGACCAGUUUAUUUUAUUGGUUCUGGUGCUUUCAAUAAUAGAUCUGUAUCAGAUAAGAUUAUACUUGGAAGUUGUAAACUUCUUUUAUUGGUUUCUGUAUUGUUGGGUUGAAAAUAUGAGCACAAGAUUUGCAACAGGCUAAGAAGAA